GAAACUGGGUUUACCAAAUUGCGAAAAAGAAGGGUUUAUUUGUUACCAAAAAAGGAAAAAAGAAAUUGAAACAGAAAUAAAAUAAAAUAAUUGAUAUAUGCUAUAUCAAGUUAAUAAAGACCAGUUAAAACUUUACCUUGACCAAAUUGCAUUCAAUCAAUUUGUGCGAAGAAGAAAUGCAGCGACGGAGAAAGUCUGAUGCAGCACCAACGGUGGAUCCAAUCAGCAAUCUACCGAACGUGAUUUUGAGCGGCAUUCUCUCUCUUCUCCCCACCAAAGAAGCAGUUGCCACAAGUAUUUUGUCAAAGAGAUGGAUUCAUCUAUGCCACUCUAUUGACAAUAUCGACUUCCCCAAUAUCAUCAAAUUGAAUAGCAUUCAAUCUAUCACCACUUUUACCAAGUUUAUCGACUCCAUCUUGGUCUCUCAUUUCAUCAACACUUUCCGCCUCAAAAUUGAAUACGGUAACUGUAAUCUUGCCUCUAAUUUAGGGUUUCCCAAUGUCACCAAAUGGGUUAACCUUGUUGUUCAAUCUCGUGAGUUCAAGUAUCUUCGUCUCCAUCUCUAUGUGGAUGACAGUGAUGAUGAUGAUGAUGUGAUUGGUCAAACACCUAUAUUGCCCAUAAGUAUUUUCAGCUGCAAAACCCUUCUAAGUCUUGACCUUGCCCGAUUCCGUGUGAAGGGUUUUACAUUUUCUUCCAUUGGAUUUGGAUUUCCAUCACUCAAGGUACUUCAUUUGGAUUAUAUUGUCUUUCAAAUGGUUCGAGAUUUUAUGUUGCUUCUAGCUGGAUGUCCAAAUCUUGAGGAUCUACGAGCGACAAAUAUUUACUUCUAUUAUGGAAAUUCGCUUACCAUUCAAGAGUUUGAAAGUUUAAGCUUACCCAAAUUGAAUAGUGCAGUUAUCACUCAAUGCUGGUGUUUAUGUUUUCCGAUGAAAGCACUUUCUAAUUCGGAGUAUUUGUGCGUCGAGACAUCCAUGUUAUGCACAAAAGAACAUAAAGUAUAUGAGCUGCCAUGCCCUUGCUAUGAUAUUCCUAUCUUUCAUAAUUUGACCCACUUGGAGCUCCACGAUAAAUUGGAAUUGGUACUACAAAAGCUCCAACACUGCCCCAAGCUUCAAAAUCUCGAACUUCACCAGGCCUCAUUUGAGAUAGCGGGGCAUGAAGAAGAUUAUCUGCAAAAUAAUUGGGUGGAACCAGAAGUUGUCCCACAAUGCCUUUCAUCAUUCCUUAGGACUUGCACUAUUCAUAACUUUUUAGGCUUACAAAGUGAGCUUAUGUUAAUAAAAUAUAUUUUGAAGAAUGCAAGAAAUUUACAAUUCAUGAGAAUGCAGAACAUAUGGGAUAAUCCUGAAAUAGAAACAGAACUGUCCACAUGCCCAAAAGCCUCUGCAACAUGUCGACUUUUAUUUUAUUGAUUGAUAAUACAUAGCCAGUGUAAAUCGUAGUUUCUCUAUCUUGCUUGUUUCAUUAGUUUCUACUAUUCAACUGUUGGAUUUGGAGGUUUGAACUUUGAACUAUGAGCUAUUAUGAAGGUCAUGACUUUAUCUUUAAGUGAUUUUGUUAGUGCUUAUCUACCCUACCUGUUUACUUA
Molecule: messenger RNA, 1591 nt
Organism: Trifolium pratense (red clover)
Lineage: Eukaryota; Viridiplantae; Streptophyta; Magnoliopsida; Fabales; Fabaceae
Product: FBD-associated F-box protein At5g56370-like
Exons: 3
Coding region: 177-1415 (412 amino acids)
Molecular function (GO): protein binding
Source: RefSeq, a predicted model, not a curated record